AUGGACGGAGCAGCGGUUUUGGUUCUGAUGCUGUCAGCAAUAACAGUGUUCUUGGUUGGUGUGGAGAGCCAGGCUAGGACGUGUUACUUCGGUCCCCCACCGGAACCGGAUCCUGAUAAUCCGGAUCACUGGAUGAAGCAAGUCAUGCAAGAGAUACGGAAGCGUUGUCCGGGAAGGAGGAAUACUACCCAUGCUAGUAUGGGGAAUCCUAUCCCAAGUACUAGGUGGAAACCUUCUCCAGCAGGUACGGAAGAACCUACCGCAGCUGGUACGGAAGAACCUACCCCUGCCGGUACGGAAGAAUCUACUCCAGCCACUAUGGAAGGACCUACCUCAGCCGGUACGAAAGAACCUACCGCAGCCAAAACGGAAGAAUCUACUCCAGCCGGGAAACCGACGCCAACUACAAAAGCCGAGUGUGAUAGUACAGAGCCCCUUGGUAUGGAGGACGGGACAAUCCAAGACAGUCGCAUCAGUGUGCCCAGUAUUCACGGUCCUUGUUGCCGUGCCAGGGCAGCACGUCUUCACAACAAUAAAGCAUGGGGACCCUCGAGCCCAGCCAAUUCCUGGAUCGAGGUGGACCUCGUUGAAGGUAAAGUAGUGUCUGGAGUCAUCACACAAGGCUUCGAUGAGGCUUAUGUGACGCAGUACAAAGUGGCAUAUAAGACGCAGCCUUCAUCUGAAUAUGAACACGUUAGAGAUGGAAACGGAAAUGUCAAGGUGUUCACCGGUAACACUGAUGACCACACCCCGGUCACUAACCAGUUUGAUGAGAGUGUGGUGGCGACGAUAGUGCGCAUUGAGCCUACUGCAUGGGAUGUUUGGGUUGCUCUGCGAUUGGAGUUGCUCGGAUGUAGCCUUAACUAAUACACCUGUAGCACAGAAUAGGAUUGUAAUUAUCCUUUUGUUUUGUU
Molecule: messenger RNA, 914 nt
Organism: Patiria miniata (bat star)
Lineage: Eukaryota; Metazoa; Echinodermata; Asteroidea; Valvatida; Asterinidae
Product: retinoschisin-like
Exons: 5
Coding region: 1-867 (288 amino acids)
Source: RefSeq, a predicted model, not a curated record